GAUUAGGUUCAAGAGCAUCUGCUUCUAAAACGCCUCCGUUGUCUUCGGAUUUGUUUAGAUAAGACAGGCGCUUUGGUUCGCCGUCGAAAACGUAACCUGGUAACUGCUUACGCGUCGCCGGUACGAGGGUAUAUAAAUAAGGCGCUGCCCUGAGCUGUUAGUGGAAGCCUGCGGUUUACCCUGAGACGAGGCCGUGAAAGACCUCUCGGUUCUGGCAGAAACACGAGGGUGUUGACGAGAGAGAGAGACUCAGAGAUCCUCCGCUCAGCCGUGUGCUGGCGGCCCGUUUAGACAUACUUUUCGUAGGACUUUGGUGCAUCGCGCGACUUUCCGAUCAACUUCACUAACACUUAAUAGUUCGUCGAGAAUCACUCGUUCGACAUAACGACUCAACAACCAUGCGUUGCGCUAACAAGACGGCAUUCCGCCUUGGGAUGUCAGUGUACUUCAUUCUGAUACUGACUACGGGCGCCCUCGGUAUCAGAAGGCAUCGCAGCGCCCACAGACUCGCGCCCAAGCCCAACAUCGACGACCUGUUGCAGAGGCUCGACAACACGCUACAGGAACAGAGGAAGAGACUAGAGAGAGGACUUCCCACCAUCGCCUAUCGAACCCACCACCAGCUGGAGGACGACGAAGGCCCCACCAUCAUCCAGGACCACUGGGAGGCUGAGAUGACCCACGCGGAGGAGUACAUGAGCGACGUCGAGCCCUGGACAAGGACCAGCCCCACGCCGCAGCCCACGCUUACCCAGAAGGACCUGAAAAUGGUGCAGCUGGCCUCGGAGAACGUCCGCUGGGUCAAGGACAACGGCAAGUGCGAGGUCCCCCUUCAGCGCUGCGUGAAGGUGACGUCACAGCACGGGGGCGCACGGUACAAGUACUGGCCUCGCUGCGCCCUUCUGCACCGCUGCGGGGACGACGCUGGCUGCUGCAUCGCCCCGGGACACAGCUGUUCCGUGGAGUCAGCUGAGAACGUCGACCUGUUCUUCUACGUCUACACGGACAGCGGCGACGGGCGUGCGGGCGUGCAGAAGAUGACGUUCAGCAACCACACCCGCUGUGCGUGCAAGCCGAGCGAAGUCUCCAAUUUCGAACUUGAGCCUCCAGCCCCCGUGAUCUGCAACUGUCCCAAGCACUUCACAUCGACCCCGGUGGGAGGCCGCUGCACCUGCAUCUGCACGGAGGGGAAUCCCCGGUGUAAGCGCUACAAGAAGGGCAAGCGAUUUUUUCUCUCUUCGAAACAGAAUGCAUUUCAAACGGGGAAUGUACAACACCUACCUGCGAAUACGGUCCAUUCCUGCUAA
Molecule: messenger RNA, 1307 nt
Organism: Penaeus vannamei (Pacific white shrimp)
Lineage: Eukaryota; Metazoa; Arthropoda; Malacostraca; Decapoda; Penaeidae
Product: PDGF- and VEGF-related factor 3
Biological process (GO): hemocyte migration
Cellular component (GO): membrane
Molecular function (GO): growth factor activity
Source: RefSeq, a predicted model, not a curated record